Molecule: messenger RNA, 2648 nt
Organism: Limulus polyphemus (Atlantic horseshoe crab)
Lineage: Eukaryota; Metazoa; Arthropoda; Merostomata; Xiphosura; Limulidae
Product: caskin-2-like
Exons: 12
Biological process (GO): cell surface receptor protein tyrosine phosphatase signaling pathway; axonogenesis
Cellular component (GO): focal adhesion; axon
Molecular function (GO): signaling adaptor activity; protein phosphatase binding
Source: RefSeq, a predicted model, not a curated record
UUGGAGGAAUGCAGCGCACUGGAACACUGAAAGCCAACACCAUUAAGAAGGUGGCUCCUCCAAUGGUGCCAGACCUCAACAAUCGUCAUUCAGGUAGUAGCUUCUCCAGUGGUUAUGGAAGUACAUUAGCAGAUAGAACAUCCUACUGCAGUGUUAGUACAGAUGACUCCUUUCCUCCUCCUCCAAGAUCCCCAAAUAAAGAGCCAGAAGAUUAUGCAAGUUUUCCUGCAUACAUUGCUGCUUCUGUGGUUCCGUCACCAUCUCGUCAUCCAGGCCCCUUUCGUUUCCCAGAUUCUCAGACACAUUACACCCAAGUCAUCAUCCAUCCACGACCCAGCAGUCACCCCAGUACCCCCACAGAAGAAACACGUCCCAUUAGCUUUGGGAAUGCACCAAUAACUACCUACAACAAACCACUUCAUGGAACCCAGUCAUCUCUGGAAGAUCAGGGGAUUGAUAUAGAGCAGAGUCCAGGGAGGGAGAGUCCAGGGGCCAGCAGUGGAGGCUCGCGUAACAGCACUUCCAGUUUAGACAGUGGCCGAGCAUCAGCCUCGGGAUCAGAUAGCAAAGUUGGCCCUCAUCGGAUGUCUGUCCAAAGUUACGAGUCUGGCUCUUCUCAGAGCCACCACAGUUCUAAUUCGACCCUGGGGAGCGUUGACCGGAUCGAUGACAACGCCAUCUCUGUUCCCAAAGUGAAUGUUACAGAAAUGAUGUUGCACUCUGUUCCGGACAUCGAGAUUCUACAAGCCUGGCUCACCAGUCUAUACUUCGAAGACUACAUUCAGUUGUUUACUCAGGCUGGUUACGACAUGACAACCGUGUCCCGCAUGACUCCAGAGGACUUAACAGCUAUUGGCAUCAAAAAACCUACUCACCGUCGUAGACUUAAGGCUGAGAUCGACAGAUUAAAUAUAACAGAUGGCAUACCAGAAUUCAAACCUAACACUUUACUGGAAUGGCUUCAAUUACUGAGACUUGAAGAAUAUUACAAAACACUGUGUCAUGAAGGUUAUGACACUGUUGACCGUGUUACAGAACUGACAUGGGAAGACUUGGAAGAAAUCGGUAUCCAAAAACUUGGUCAUCAGAAGAAGAUAAUGUUGGCUAUCAAGAGAGUUAAGGAUAUCAAAAGUGGAACUUAUUGUCCUAGUUAUAGAAGAGGUAUUCAGCUCCACAGUAUGGAUGUUGGAAGUGGAGGUAUUGCAACUUUACCUCGCCCCACGUCUUUAGGCCAUGCCGUCCAACCUGUUCUUCCUCACUAUCACUAUCCCAGCCAGGAAGUUGCUAUUACAACAUCCCGAGCUCCACCCUCUCCAACAGGUGAAAAUUCCAGUAUUCCAGAAUUAAAAACCUUUCAGCAAUCUCCACCAAGAAAUGACAGUUAUUUUCAUCUUGAAGCAAAAUAUCAGUUUGCGUCACCAAGUCAGCUUAAGUCACUGUGUCAACAAAAUGUUACAGCACAGUUCCAGAUGAGAUCUACAAACAGAGGACAUUCAUUAGAAAGAUUAGAUGUGAAUGAUUCAGUAGGACACUACAUCCAGUCCGAUACGUGGUACGAUACUGUGAGACGGCAUGGAUAUGAUACAGACAGUGAGCUGAGUGUUCAUGCUGGCGAAAACUACACCUUGUACUGCAGUGAAGGUACACCAACUUUACACAGACCCAAAGGAACAGUAAAACCUCGUCCAGUUGCAAAAAUUGUUGCAAAAACUAGGCAAGAGGAAGUAGAAGCCAGUGGGACAAAAGGUUAUAUAGACAGGGACUCUGAAGCAGCAUUAAAAAGUAUUGAUCGAGAUGGGUGGGCGAGUUUAGAGGGCUCUCCCCGGCAUAUACUACCCGGUAGAACUUCACAAUUAUAUGGAACCUUGAAAGUAAAGAGAAUUCCUCCCCCUCCCCCAAUAAGGACCAAUUCUGUGAGGUGUGAAACUCAGGGUGAUGAAGACCUAGACUUGAUGCAGGAUAAGGCAUUUGCCACGUGUGUACAGAGUUUAAGGUCUCGAUUUGAUCAGGCUACAAACAAACAAAAUGAACUCUUGUUUCUGCCAACCACACAUCAAGAACAAUUAUCACCCACCCUUUCAGAAGAUUUUCCACCACCUCCUUCUCCUCUACCUUCUGUUCUAGAAAAUUCCAGAAAGGAAACUGUUACUACUGGAUUGUCCAAAACCUUAGGAUCAUGUCUUACUUCCAGUGCCAAAGACCCGGUGCAAUCUGACGAGCUUGGUACAAACCCGAUGUUCCGACAAAGAAGGAAGAACUCGGCAGACUCAAAUUCCUCUACCUCCAGCACUGACUCAAAUUCUUUUCCAUUUGCUAAUGACAAUGCUGGCACUAUUAAACAAAAAGUCAACAAACCAGACUCUAAUAACUCAACAUUACAAGCACUGAUGGAAGUUCUCUGUAACUGCUGUCUUGUAGCACUGAUGGAAGUUCUUCUCUGUAACUGCUGUUUUGUAGCACUGAUGGAAGUUCUUCUCUGUAACUGCUGUUUUGUAGCACUGAUGGAAGUUCUUCUCUGUAACUGCUGUUUCGUAGCACUGAUGGAAGUUCUUCUCUGUAACUGCUGUCUCAUCAUGAUUGCAGCCACACCUGUUGCAAUGGUAGCAUGUCGAGCAUCUUGCUACCUUAUACUAGCAAGUAAUGCUUGA